AUGGUGGUCUUAUUGGAUUCUGUCCACAUUUUGAAAGCUUGUUUCUUGAACAUACAAUCAUGGCCCCCAAAUAUGACUGACUUCAGUGUUUUUUCUAACCUGGUGACCAUUGGUGGAAGAGUACUCUACAGUGGCCUCUCCUUGCUUAUCCUCAAGCAACAGGGCAUCACCUCUCUGCAGUUCCAGUCCCUGAAAGAAAUCAGUGCGGGAAACAUCUAUAUUACUGACAACAGCAACCUGUGUUAUUAUCAUACCAUUAAUUGGACAACACUCUUCAGCACAAUCAACCAAAGAAUAGUAAUCCGGGACAAUAGGAAAGCUGAAAACUGUACUGCUGAAGGAAUGGUGUGCAAUCAUCUGUGUUCAAGCGAUGGCUGCUGGGGCUCUGGGCCGGACCAGUGCCUGUCGUGCCGCCGCUUCAGCAGGGGAAGGAUUUGCAUAGAGUCUUGUAACCUCUAUGACGGUGAAUUUCGGGAAUUUGAGAACGGCUCCAUCUGUGUGGAGUGUGAUCCCCAGUGUGAGAAGAUGGAAGAUGGCGUCCUCACAUGCCAUGGCCCGGGACCUGACAACUGUACAAAGUGUUCUCAUUUUAAGGAUGGCCCAAACUGUGUGGAAAAAUGUCCAGACGGCUUACAGGGGGCAAACAGUUUCAUUUUCAAGUACGCUGAUCAGGACCGGGAGUGCCACCCAUGCCAUCCAAACUGCACCCAAGGGUGUAACGGUCCCACUAGUCAUGACUGCAUUUACUACCCAUGGACGGGCCAUUCCACUUUACCACAACAUGCUAGAACUCCACUGAUUGCCGCUGGAGUCAUUGGUGGGCUCUUCAUCCUGGUCAUUGUGGGUCUGACAUUUGCAGUUUAUGUUAGAAGAAAGAGCAUCAAAAAGAAAAGAGCCUUGAGAAGAUUCUUGGAAACAGAGUUGGUAGAACCCUUAACUCCCAGCGGCACAGCACCCAAUCAAGCUCAACUUCGCAUUUUGAAAGAAACUGAACUCAAGAGGGUAAAAGUCCUUGGCUCGGGUGCUUUUGGAACUGUUUAUAAAGAAGCUCUGAUCAUGGCAAGUAUGGACCAUCCACAUUUAGUCCGGUUAUUGGGUGUGUGUCUGAGCCCAACCAUCCAGCUGGUUACUCAGCUUAUGCCCCAUGGCUGCCUACUGGAUUACGUUCAUGAACACAAGGAUAACAUCGGAUCACAGCUGCUGCUUAACUGGUGUGUCCAGAUAGCUAAGGGAAUGAUGUACCUAGAAGAAAGACGGCUUGUUCAUCGGGAUUUGGCAGCCCGUAAUGUCCUAGUGAAAUCUCCAAACCAUGUGAAAAUCACAGAUUUUGGACUAGCUAGACUCUUGGAAGGAGACGAAAAAGAGUACAAUGCUGAUGGAGGAAAGGUGGGAGUCACUAUAUGGGAAUUGAUGACCUUUGGAGGAAAGCCCUAUGAUGGAAUUCCAACACGAGAAAUCCCUGAUUUAUUAGAGAAAGGAGAACGUUUGCCUCAGCCUCCCAUCUGCACUAUUGAUGUUUACAUGGUCAUGGUCAAAUGUAAGAUUGGUGAUGAUCGUAUGAAGCUUCCCAGCCCAAAUGACAGCAAGUUCUUUCAGAACCUCUUGGAUGAAGAGGAUUUAGAAGAUAUGAUGGAUGCUGAGGAGUACCUGGUCCCUCAGGCUUUCAACAUCCCACCUCCUAUCUACACCUCCAGAGCAAGAAUUGACUCAAAUAGGAACCAGUUCGUAUACCGAGAUGGGGGCUUUGCUGCAGAACAAGGAGUGUCCGUGCCCUAUAGAGCCACAACCAGCACCAUCCCAGAAGCUCCAGUUGCUCAGGGUGCCACAGCUGAGAUUUUUGAUGACUCCUGCUGUAACGGCACCCUACGCAAGCCAGCGGCACCCCGUGUCCAAGAGGACAGUAGCACCCAGAGGUACAGUGCUGACCCCACAGUGUUUGCCCCAGAACGGAGCCCACGAGGAGAGCUGGAUGAAGAAGGCUACAUGACUCCUAUGCGAGACAAACCCAAACAAGAAUACCUAAAUCCUGUGGAGGAGAACCCUUUUGUUUCUCGGAGAAAAAACGGAGACCUUCAAGCUUUGGAUAAUCCCGAAUAUCACAAUGCUUCCAAUGGUCCGCCCAAGGCAGAGGAUGAGUAUGUGAAUGAGCCACUGUACCUCAACACCUUUGCCAACACCUUGGGAAACGCUGAGUACCUGAAGAACAACGUACUGUCUGUGCCUGAGAAGGCCAAGAAAGCGUUUGACAACCCUGACUACUGGAAUCACAGCCUGCCACCUCGGAGCACCCUCCAGCACCCAGACUACCUGCAGGAGUACAGCACAAAAUAUUUUUAUAAACAAAAUGGACGGAUCCGGCCCAUCGUGGCAGAGAAUCCUGAAUACCUCUCUGAGUUCUCGCUGAAGCCAGGCACUGUGCUGCCUCCUCCACCCUACAGACACCGGAAUACUGUGGUGUAA
Messenger RNA from Propithecus coquereli (Coquerel's sifaka), 2460 nucleotides. RefSeq names its product erb-b2 receptor tyrosine kinase 4 (gene ERBB4). The transcript has 15 exons. Gene Ontology annotation, cellular component: basal plasma membrane; signaling receptor complex. The coding region runs from base 1 to 2460 and encodes 819 amino acids. Gene Ontology annotation, biological process: multicellular organism development; positive regulation of cell population proliferation; protein phosphorylation. NCBI's taxonomy places the organism in Eukaryota, Metazoa, Chordata, Mammalia, Primates, Indriidae. Gene Ontology annotation, molecular function: epidermal growth factor receptor binding; transmembrane receptor protein tyrosine kinase activity; ATP binding. The record is from RefSeq and is a predicted model, not a curated record.